GCGAAACGUGGACGAAGUGGCGAGGCGAGCUGAGCCAAUUUUGAUCAGAUCAGGUAGCUCAAUUCUGCGACAAAUCAGAGUUUGUACUUUCGUUUUUAAUGUAAUUAAGUGUUUAAAUCAAAAACUUAAUCACGCGCUGCAAUUCAAUACAUGUCGUGACUCUCUUUGGAUCGUACUAACUUCAGAUUGGUGAAUAAUGUCGGCACAGAAGAACUUAGAUAAGAAGGAUACCUCAGUUCAAAACAUUACGGGCAAGUUAGAAAAGUCCCUAAGCAUUGGGGAUGGAAAAAAAGAUGAGGCUAAAGCUACGGAUGCUGCAAAUGCCCAAGCUAUAGGAAAAAAUUUCCGCCCUAAACUCACAAGCAAAUCAAACAGCACAGUUAGUGCUGAUCCUGACAAAAUUCUUGAAUAUGCAAAGGACAAAGUUGCUUCAAAAGCAGCUAAAAAUAAGAAAAAAGGAUCUCCUGGAGAGAAAGGUAGCGGCUCAACAAGCAAGCCAGGGGGAUCUAACAGUCAUUCUGGAGGGAAUAACCCGAAACCAGUUAUGAGUUAUGCUUCAAAACUGAAAGCUACCUCCAACACUCCCGCAGCUCCAGUCAAUCCUGCUGCAGGGCCAGCCCCUGUGACAACUCCGUCUUCAAUACAGGAUCGGCUUCAAGCAGCUCAGGUGUCAGCCCCUGUUGUCUCAACUAAUCAAAGCCUACCCAACGCUGCUACAACGUUCGUACCUUCUGCUUCUGCCCAAGCAACCCAGAAUGUGAACCCUGUUGCUUCGGUACCCAGUUCUUUCGUACCCUCUAACCCCUCUGCAACUUCGCUUCCCACCUCGCUAACUUUCACCAAUUCGCAGCAAACAUUCACUGCUCCCACUACGAAUUUUGAAGAUAUUCUCAGGAAGUCCAGCCUGAAUCCAGACGUGUGCGAUUUUCAGCCGGGUCGCCCGAGGGUGGUCAGUUCUCAGACGACGGUGGCCAACCCAAGUGAAGUGGAAGCAGCGGUCAAGAAGCUGAUCGAAGAUUUUACCCAAAGGAAAAACUUCUUCAAACAAAAUCUCGCCUACUAUGUCGAUAAUCACCUCAAACCAUUUUUGUCAAAUGCAGGAAAUAUUGAUGUUUUAAUUAGGACCUUGUUAAACAUUGUACUGGAAAAUGAAGAUUUUAUGUAUACGCUUGUGAAUCUUCUAACCACCUGUGCCACUGCCUGUAGUAGUUGUGACUUCAUUUCUCAAGUUGUAUCAACAGUCAAAUCCAUGUCCAGGGAGUUCAACCAUACAGAUGAAGAAAACAAUUUCAUUUUAGUAAUGGCGUAUUUGUAUCAAGGAUUAGCAGAAAAAUAUGCUAGCCAGUCAGCCCUGCUAUCUGAAGAGUUCCGCGCUGAUAUAAUGGCAAUGCUCAUGACGGAAGAUUUACCCAAAGUCAAACUUGCACUCCGAGCCCUCCAGAUUGCCCUUGGAAGACUGGAGAGGGAGCACAGUUCAUAUUUUGAGCAAGAAGUUGUAGCGUAUCUAUCUUAUUUAAGUGAAAAUAAAAGCGAAGUUCGGGACUCUAUUCAGCAAGUGAUUCACUACCGCUGCCUAUUACGCCAAUAUCAGGAUGAAGAAGCAUUGCAUGAUGAACUUAGCGAUAACCGUGCACAAUAUGAUUACUCGUCCAAUCACUCACAACCAAUGUGCGGACCGGAUGGGCAAGCUCUAACCGAUGAAGAGAUUCAUUUUUUGCAUAAUAUGUCACAAGAAGUUGAUUGUAUUCGGCUCGAUCAGCUGGGAGAAAUACUAGAUGAAGCGUACGAAGAUGAAAUGGAUGAUGAUGCUUACAAUGCCCUUGAUGAAUUUUUAAAAACAAUACCAAAAUAACAGCCUUACAUAAAAUGUAGCAGUUGGCUAUUCUACGCUCAAUUAUCGUUCAAUUUUACUUAAACUCUCUGUGUCUGUGAGUUGAACUCUGUUUCCUUCUUUUCCCUCAAUUUUAAUUUUUUCUAUAAACUGUUAGAUCAGUCCCAAACUCAGUGGCUUAGUUGAUAUUAACUAAUUAAGAACUAUUUUUUCUUUUUUCUUCUGUAGACAAAGGAAAUAAAGAAUAAUUUUA
Bemisia tabaci is the source of this 2084-nucleotide messenger RNA. RefSeq lists its product as uncharacterized. The record is from RefSeq and is a predicted model, not a curated record. Lineage: Eukaryota; Metazoa; Arthropoda; Insecta; Hemiptera; Aleyrodidae.